AGAUCUUGUGGUUUCCCGCCCACGGGUGGUGCCUUGAAUGUGCUGUAUGCUGAAACGCUGCUCUCACCCAGUGUUGAGUCUGAAGGGUCCCUGUCUACAGGGGUUGUGACUCUGAAGGCGCGAGCUACCAGGCGAGUAGCUGUCAUUUGAUGAGAAGCCACACCUUUUACCAUUUGACCACUGGAUUUCCAAUUAACACUGGCCUUGGAUUAUCUUCAAAAUAACACGCACAUUUUUUUUUUAGUUUUUAGUUUUUAAAUUUCUUUUGAAUACACAAAAAACGUCUGAGAUAAUGGGGUCCCAGGCAUCCAAGGGAGAUGUAGCCACGGAGGCAAAUGCUGCUGCUGCUGAUUCUUCAGCUGUCAAAUCCAAUGGACAGGUAUUCAUGAUUCAUCCCAUAGCCAUCCCUUUGUUUUUAACGCUGGAGAUGAGUAGAAUAUGAGAGAUUGAAAGUACGCUCCUCUCUCCAAAACAAAAUAUGACAUUUCAGUCAAUGAAGAGUGGAUUAUUAAACUUAAUGAGGAGGACAUAUUUGGAAGUCUGGUAGGGCGUUUUGGCAUCGGUACCGACGGACUGGUAACAGAACAUCAAAAAGACAACGUGGUGUCAUUUGGAUCGAAAGAAUGAAUUAGAUGAAGUGAAACGCGUGUAUGCAAAUCUUUUUUUAUUAUUAUUUUCUUAAGCUACCUCAAGCAGUUGGUUUUCGUGUAUGACUGAGACCUAACCUAAAUUCCGCAGACCGAGUUUGAUAGUUUCAGGCUUAGGGGGAGGGGGACAGUUUGGACGCACGUAGGCAGUCUACCUCUCCUCCCUUCAACAAAAGCCUGGUCCCGUUUUCUCGUUAUUCUCGAUUUGGUAAAUUUAAUCUAGGGGGCUGCAAGCUCAAUUUUCUCAUUCAUUUAGUAGUUUUGGCUGUCCUUGAGUGGUUGAAAUAAUUUUCAAUUAGAUUGAUAUCUUCUCCCACCAGUGAAGACAGAUAUUGACCCUGCUCAAGCAAUGACUGUAUUUUAACCUGAAAUUUAAACCGUAUUUAUUGGAUUAUAUUUUAAAAAAAAAAUUAAACAAAAACAGAAGUGUGUUUCAUUUCUCCAUCAGUAUGCUUAGCCUCGUCUUUGUUAAGUCAGUCUGUCUGGUACCUGAGGUCUGACGUCUAUGAGGCGCUACCACCGCCUAUUGCCAAAUGUGGAAACUGCAAGGCGUCGCCUCAGCCUGUGACACGGUGGUUUAUUCAUGAGCAUGUAGAUAGCUUCAAAAUUAAUUACCAGCUUCUAUUGGCCCACCCUUUAUAUUGUACAUGGUCAGUGUGAAAUAUUUUUUUACUCAAAUACAAUGUUCUGGAUUAAAGUGGAUGUUGGGAAACAUAACCUAUUUUUAUUUUUUAUUUUUUUUUACAAUCCUUUGUAGGAGAACGGACAUGUGAAAACCAAUGGUGAUGUCUCUCCAAAGCCUGAUGGGGAUGCAACUGCAACCAAUGGCUCUGCCGAGGCAGCCAGGGGUUCUGAGGCCAGUGAAGGAGGCGAUGCUAUUGAGCCGGCACCACCUGCAGAUAAAGAGGAGGUCAAACCUGAAGGAGAGUCUACAGCUAAGGAGACACCUAAAAAGAAGAAAAAGAAGUUCUCCCUGAAGAAGACAUUUAAACUCAAACUGAAUAUAAAGAAGGGCAAAAAGAGUGAAGCUGUGAAAGAAGAAGUUGCAACAACCACCACACCAGCUGAGGAGAAGCCUGCGGAAGAGGAGAAAAAUAAGGAAUCGAAGGAGGAGGUUCCUACUGCAGCUGAGACUCCAAAUUCAGAGAAGGGGCUGGCUGAAGGGGAGGCCGCCAAGGAGGAGGCCAAAGAGGCUGUUGCACCUGGCCCUGAGAACAGCUCGACCCCCUCUGCCUCUGAAAAGAAAGAGUGAUUGACCAUUAUCUCACAGAAAACGAAAGGAACUUUUUUCGUGCUAAAGAAAGUCUAACAGUGUAUAUUUUAUACAUACACACACAUACAUAUGUAUGUGUGCGUGCGUGAGUGUGUGUGUGUAUGCAUUCAUGGGUAAAUUGAUAUAUGUUUAUGUAAAUACACAUGUAUAUGAACAUGAAAUGUGCCACUUUUUGUUGUGAUAAGACAGACAAAGAUUCACUAGAUCACCUCCCUGCUUACUGUUAUGUUAUAUAGAACAAGUGGAUGGGGAAGAAUGAUGACCAAGUAUCUCUCCUUCAAAAUCUGUAGCCCAGUUUGCUUCCAUCCUAAAGAAAUGGGCCUUGAUAAGACACCAGAACACUGCCACCAUCACUUUAAAUGAUUUUUAAAAGGAAUACAUUUCAAACCCAAAUAAACAGACUUGCCACAUUUUUACAGUCUGACAAGUUUUAAAUGCUAUUAGGUGCAUUACAGAGAACCCUCUUACAGAUUCAGAAAAGCUAUUAUUCGUUAAAGACAAAAGUAGAAAACUGUGAUUAUUAUUUUACUAUAAAAAAAGAGCACUCAGCUCGCUUUGUUCACUGCUGCAGUUUGAUAUGAAGCAGACAUGUUUAUCUAUUGUGUGUAAGCCUGAAUCUAUUUUGUCUCUGUUAAUAUUGGAUUGAUUUCUGUUCUUUAUUUUGCUUAUGUUUCCAGAUGUUACUGGUUUUAUCGUAAAGUUGAUAAUGGUAAAUAAAUCUUGGUCUUCUGCCAAUUUGUGUCUUCA
This is a messenger RNA of Xyrichtys novacula (pearly razorfish), 2667 nucleotides long. Lineage: Eukaryota; Metazoa; Chordata; Actinopteri; Labriformes; Labridae. The record is from the annotation of a GenBank genome assembly.